AAACGGUAAAGUAUGAAAAAGUAUGAACUGUAAGCACGUUGCUUCGAUGGUCCUCUAAUCUACGUAUCGUGAGGUCGGUAUAAUUGACAUUGUGGAUAUUUGGCAUUGAUCUUCAAGUGCGAUAUCUACAGCUCUAAGAUCUUCGUAAUCGUGGUCCAUGUCACGUAACUCGAUUUGGGAGACAAACGAAGCCAAGUGGGAGCGAGAUCAGGGAAUCCGUAAUCUGCCGCGUUCUCAGAGAAAUGCAGAGUGCAAGUUACACACACAUGCACGCCGUACUAUUCACGUCGGUACAAAAACGAUUAGCACCGGCCACCGCAAACUGUUCUAUUCGAUCGACGAUCUUCCACGUUUUCAGACGAGUGCGCGGACCCGUAGGAAAAUACCUACGUAGACCGAUUAGAUAUGAUAAUGGCUACGGUCAACGUGACGCUACAAAUGCUUCGAAGCAUUCCUUUUCUCUUUUCUUUCAAUGAAGAAAGAAAGAGAAGAAGAACGCUCCAAAACAUUUGUAGCGUCACGUUGACCGUGUAGCCAAUGUCACGCGAUAGGAAAUGUUAUUGACCCAUGAGAUGAGGGAUUUCAGAACAGAUUACAAAAUGUCAAGAGAACGUGCCUCCAGAAGAUUUUAUCGGGUAGACAGCACUAAUGAUUUGUUUGAAUUUAUGGACCGUGGCUAUUCCGCCCAACAUGAAAAUCGGUGGAAUUUUGAAGUUGCUUGGGAAGUUGCCAAUAAAGUUGGCGGCAUUUAUACGGUAAUAAGAUCUAAAGCUUAUGUCUCAACUGAAGAAAUGGGCGAUCAGUAUUGUCUUAUUGGCCCGUAUAAAGAACAUUCGGCACGUACUGAAGUUGAGGAGGCAGACUUUCCUUCUCAUAACCCUUUGCAUCAAGCGGUACAAGUUUUACGUGAUCAAGGAUAUAAAGUAAUAACAGGAACGUGGUUGGUGGAUGGAAAUCCUCAAAUAAUUUUGUUCGACAUUGGAAGCGCUGCUUGGAAGCUAGACGAAUAUAAACAAGAAUUAUGGAGUACCUGCAAUCUUGGAAUACCUCAUCUCGAUAUUGAAGCUAAUGACGCUGUAAUACUCGGAUAUUUAGUCUGUCAAUUUAUAUCAGAAUUUAGAAAAGCAGCCGAAGAAUACUCGAGCAUUCCGCCGCGAGUAGUUGUACAUUGUCAUGAAUGGCAAGCAGGUGUUGGUUUAAUUGCUCUGAGAACAAGACACGUGGAUGUGGCUACGGUAUUUACUACUCACGCUACACUUCUGGGUAGAUAUCUUUGCGCAGGAAAGACUGAUUUUUACAACAAUAUGAAUAAGUUCAAUGUUGACCUAGAAGCAGGAAAGCGUCAGAUAUAUCACAGAUAUUGCAUGGAACGUGCAGCUUCACAUCUAGCACAUGUAUUUACGACAGUUUCAGACAUCACUGGCUUUGAAGCCGAACAUUUGCUCAAACGCAAACCUGAUAUUAUCACGCCGAACGGAUUAAAUGUAAAGAAAUUUGCGGCAUUGCAUGAAUUUCAGAAUUUACACGCUGUUAGUAAAGAGAAAAUACACGAGUUUGUGCGAGGUCACUUUUAUGGACAUUAUGAUUUUGAUUUAGACAAAACGUUAUAUUUCUUCACCGCUGGCCGAUAUGAAUUUGGAAACAAAGGAGCUGACAUAUUCAUAGAAGCUUUGGCCAGAUUAAAUCAUUAUUUAAAAACGUCCAGGCCUGAUCUAACAGUAGUUGCUUUCCUCAUUUUUCCUGCAAAGACUAAUAAUUUUAAUGUCGAAUCUCUUCGUGGUCACGCUGUAACAAAAUCUCUACGAGACACUAUCAAUGAUAUACAGCAAAAAAUAGGGAAACGAAUGUACGAGUUGUGUCUCUCUGGUCGUAUGCCUGAGGCUCAAGACUUGUUGCAGAAAGAGGAUACUAUUAAGAUAAAACGAUGUUUAUACGCACUGCAAAGGAAUGGAUUACCGCCUAUUACGACACACAAUGUUGUCGAUGAUUGGAAUGAUCCAGUGUUAAAUGCCAUUAGAAGAUGUAAUCUCUUCAAUACCGUCCAUGAUCGUGUUAAGAUGGUAUUUCACCCAGAGUUUUUAUCUUCGACAAAUCCAUUAUUUGGCCUCGAUUAUGAAGAAUUUGUCAGAGGAUGCCAUUUGGGUGUUUUCCCUUCAUACUAUGAGCCAUGGGGCUAUACACCAGCUGAGUGCACAGUCAUGGGAAUCCCCAGCAUCACCACUAACUUAUCAGGAUUCGGAUGCUUUAUGCAGGAACAUAUAGCGGAUCCAAUGAGCUACGGUAUCUACAUCGUCGAUAGACGUUACAUCGGUUUGGAAGCGAGCAUUCAACAGCUCGCUCAGUACAUGUUCGAUUUCGCACGACUUAGCCGUCGUCAACGUAUCAUUCAGAGAAAUCGUACAGAGCGUCUCAGCGAUCUCCUUGAUUGGCGAAAUCUUGGCAUUUAUUAUCGUCAAGCAAGAAUAAAAGCGUUGACUAGCGUGUAUCCGGAACUGGCAUCGGAAUAUGCAGAGGGUGGGAUUGGUCGAUUCACGUAUCCCAGACCGAUCAGUGAACCGCCAUCUCCGUCAUCUUCACGGCAUACAACACCGGCCGCUUCUGUGCACGGUUCAGAUGACGAGGACGAGGUUGAUGAAGAAAAAGAGCUAGAGGAAUUACGACAAUCGAAUGGAAGGUAAAUAAAGAGAACAAGAAGUAUAAUCGUGCGCAAUAAGUUUCAAGAUAAUUUAUAGAAUGCGCAUGUAACAUUAUAGCAUUGCCAAAAUACUAGUUGUACGUCCUAGUACGUGAAGUAUGUGUAUCUACAUGUUUUUAAAAAAUCUUAAAUAUUCUGAAUUUUGAACGUUUAUUUUAUUAAUAUCUGUCACUGCCGUGCAAAGCACAAAACAGAAUAUACGUCGUAAGUGAAGUAAAGAUAUAUACAGCAAUACGUGUACGGACUCACUUCGUACCGUGAUCAUUAUAAGUGAUAUUAUUUACAAUUUUUUGUUUGUUUACUAAUGCAAAUAAAACUUACGUUACUCUAUUAAGCAGAUCCAAACUCUCAUAAGGCGUGCGUAACAAAUAUUUCAAUAUACUAAUAUGGGAGAUUCUAAUACAUAAAAAAAGAAGAUAUAAUAUAGGUAUAUAUAUAUAUAUAUAAUAAAUUUUUUUAAAUUAAACGUCCCCCUUGUUACCCUAUAUUCUCUCCAAACCGUGUUUUGAUAUCUUUACUAGUUCCCGAGAUAUUCUGACUAAAAGCUUUCAACGUAAUACCCUCUGCAUAUACAGGGUAAUGAAAAACUACUUAAGUGCCAUAAAUUUGGGUGAUGAAAGAAGGGACCAAUACGAGCAUUUUAAGUAUAGGAUAGGAAUCAUGGGUCAACGAUGGCUUCGUUACGGUGCUACACACGUUUAAAGUUUCACUGCGGUGCGGAAAAACUUUGGUACGUAUAACUUCAGGGUCGAUAGAGGACUAUACUUAAAAUGCUUGUAUUGGUCCCUUCUCUUUUAUCACACAAAUUUAUAGCACUUAGUUUUUUUAUCUCACCCUGUGUGUAUAUAUAUAUAUAUAUAUAUAUAUCGCAGUGCCGUACGUGUGUGUGAGUUGUGUUUGCAUAUAGUAAUAUGAGCAUACAAUCAAUGAAUUUGAUAUACAUAAGUAUGUACGUAUACAGAAUAUAUUAUUGUUAUAUAGAAAUAAUUAUAUUUUUAUUAGAAUUAGCAUUUUUGAAUAAAAGUUUCAAUCAUCUUGAGUUAUAAAUCCUUGCAACAAUAUUUACAUCAUUCACGUAGCAAGAAAUGACGUUAAAGUACCAUGUUGCGAAAAAAUUGUAAAAAAUGUGGAUAACAACGUGCUGCAAUAAAUAAAAGACACGUCAACGAUAAUCAAAAAUUUUACUUAAUAAUAUUAACAUAAUAUACAAAAUGAAAUGACUAAGUUACAUUUUUUUGCGACACGUUUAUAUACGGCGAAUUUGGCACUUGUAUAAUACCAAAUUAUCCACUAUGUUAUUUAAUUUUGAAUAAAUAUUUACACAUUACAGAAGCGGUAUAACAUAUUACAUAAUUGAUAAUAAUUAUAGUUUAACAAAUACAACUGUGUACAAAGUCAUUGUAAUUUUUUUAGAUAACCUGAAGCUAUAUAUAUACGUUUAAGUAAUUACGACAAUAAGAAUGAUAAUUCGGAAUGAUUUUCUUAUCGCAUGACAUUAGUUAAUUAUCAUCAUAUAUGCAAUGAGAUUCCAUAUUGUAUUUAUGUUAUCUAUCUGCGUACGCGUUGUCUGUACUAAUAAAUAAUGUUAAAAAUGUU
Molecule: messenger RNA, 4291 nt
Organism: Temnothorax curvispinosus
Lineage: Eukaryota; Metazoa; Arthropoda; Insecta; Hymenoptera; Formicidae
Gene: GlyS
Product: glycogen [starch] synthase
Exons: 12
Coding region: 555-2678 (707 amino acids)
Biological process (GO): glycogen biosynthetic process
Cellular component (GO): cytoplasm
Molecular function (GO): alpha-1,4-glucan glucosyltransferase (UDP-glucose donor) activity
Source: RefSeq, a predicted model, not a curated record